GACGCCUCUCCAUGCCACAGUGUCAGUGUGAGCCACAGCCACACCCUGAGGUUCCGAGGGACCAGGAGUGGGCCAGAGAUGGCAGAGGACCAGCCAGCCAGCAGGGAGGGCAGUGUGAAGACUGUGAGAUGUGUCUGUGGUGUAGGGGAGUCCAACACAGUCCUCAUAACACCAGUGUAGGACUGGAGACUCUCUCAGACAUUAAUGAGAGGCUUCAGCGUUCGCUACAGGGCAUCAUUGAUUGGCUAUCUGUGAAGGAUGAGGAGCUAUCUGACAGUUUGCCUUUACAUGGCGAUAUAACAAGCUACAAGCAUCAGAGUGAGGUACAUCAGGUUUUCGUUGAGGAUUUAAAGUCUCGGGGACCCUUUAUUUACUCGGUGUUGGAGUCCGCUCAGGCCUUUCUGUCACAAUGGGCCACUGUGGAUCCAGAUGACAGCAAAGACGUGAGUACUCGGCAGCAGAGUGUCAGUCGCUGGGUGUUGAGGCAGGCCGCAGUGGCCGGAGACCUGUGGGAGAGUGUGAUGUCACGCAGUGUUCAGCGCCACAAACACAUGCAGUGUACUCUGGAGCGCCUCACAGAGCUACAGGGGGCUGUGGAGGAGCUGUGCCUGGACAUAGAGCAGGCUGAGGGGGUGCAGGAGGCCUGGGGGCCCAUAGGAUACCUCCUCAUUGACUCACUGCAGGACCACAUCGACGCCACCAAGUUGUUCCAGGAGGAGCUGACUCAGGGUCAGGAGGGCAUGAAGCAUGUCAACCAGCUAGUCCACCAGCUGACCAUCUCCAGUGUCCCCCUAUCAGAGGACAACACCCAGGGUCUGCAGCAACUCAACACCAGGUGGAAACUGCUGGAGGAGUCCACUGAGAAGAGGCUGAGGCAUCUGCAGGAUGCCCACAGAGACUUUGGGCCCAGGUCCCAGCAUUUCCUCUCUGGUUCAGUGCAGAUUCCAUGGGAACGUGCCAUAUCGCCCAACAAAGUGCCAUACUACAUUAACCAUCAAACCCAGACCACUUGUUGGGAUCAUCCACAAAUGAAAGAGCUCUACCAGGCACUUGCUGAUCUGAACAAUAUCAGGUUCUCUGCCUACCGAACAGCCAUGAAGCUGCGACGUGUACAACAGGCCUUGAGAUUGGACAAGCUGAGCCUUGGCUGUGUGGCAGCGGUUUUCCAGGGCCUGGGGUCGGGGUACGAUGACCCCGUGGUGGAAGCUGUUGAGGUUAUGGAUGUGCUGGAGGUCAUCCAUGCUCUGACCAGCCUGUACGAGCAGCUGAAGGAGAAACAUGGCGUCUUGCUCAACAUCCCGCUCUGUGUGGACAUGUGUCUCAACUGGCUGCUCAACGUAUACGACAGUGGCCGUAAUGGGCAGGUGAGAAUCCUAUCCUUCAAGACAGGACUGGUGUGUCUAUGCAAUGCUGACAUUCAGGAGAAAUGCAAAUAUCUGUUCUGGCAGGUGUCUGGGCCUGGUGGAUGUGCUGACCAGCAGCACCUCAAUGCCCUGCUUCAGGAGAUAAUCCAGAUCCCAUGGCAGCUAGGAGAGGUGGCUGCCUUUGGAGGGAGCAAUGUGGAGCCAAGCGUGGCCAGCUGCUUUCGCAUGGCUCCUGGGAAGUCCUCCAUCCAGCUGUCCAACUUCCUGGAGUGGAUGAGCCUGGAGCCCCAGUCCAUUGUGUGGCUGCCCGUGCUGCAGCGAGUGGUCCAGGCAGAGAACGCCCAACACCAGGCCAAGUGCUCCAUCUGCAAACAGUGUCCCAUCAAAGGCUUCAGAUACAGAAGCCUCAAGCAGUUCAAUGUGGACAUUUGUCAGAGCUGCUUCCUGUCCGGACGUACUACCAAGGCCAAAGCUUUAAUUUACCCCAUCAUGGAGUAUUACACCCCAACCACUUCAGGGGAGAGGAUGCGUGAUUUUGCCAAAACACUGAAGAACAAGUUCAGAUCAAAGCAGUACUUCAGCAAGCAUCCCCAGAGGGGCUACCUGCCUGUACAGUCUGUCUUGAGGUCAGGGAGUGAGGAGACGCCCAGCUCGUCCCCGAGGCUUCCCCACUCGGACACACACUCCAGGAUUGAGCACUAUGCCUGCAGGGAUGAGGAUCAGUAUCUUGACCGCCUGGAGCAGGACUCCCUGGCCUCCUGUCAUCAUUACCUGGGUUAUACAGGCUGUGAGACCCAGGAUGAGCUGCAGAGGACUCUGGCCAUGCUGGAGAACGAGAACAGGGUGCUCCAGGGGGAGUACCGACGUCUGAAGUGGCAGCACGCUGAGGCCCAGGCAUGUCCACACCUGAGGGAGGGCUCUGUGGACCAGGAGGACUACCAGGACCAGGCCUUGCUGGCUGAGGCCAAAGACCUGAGGCACCAUAAGGGCAGGCUGGAAACCCGCAUGCAGAUCCUGGAGGACCACAACAAGGAGCUAGAGUCCCAGCUUCACCGGCUCAGGGAGAUUCUACAACAGAACAGAGAGGGUUCAGAGGACAAUGUAUCGACUGGAACACCGUCAUCUGUGUACUCUCCUGUGUCACGAAGAGACCAGCUGGGGAGACAGCUAAGCUCAGGAGCCUCCAACACAGAACCCCCAGGGCCGGCCUUGGAGCCAGAGCAGGGUGUUACAGCCUAUCACCUUCAACAGGUCAUAGAGCAACUGAAGAACGUCUUCCCCUUAGAGACCAGAGAGAACGGUGUUGCAUCACCUUUUUGACUUGUUUGCCAUUCCAGAGACCAGACUGUGAACCUAACAACACCUAUCGUUAACGGAUAGCCUUCAAGAUACCUCUCACUAUGAUCAAGCACAUAUCACUACUGAGAUCCAUGUGUGUUUUAUCCAGCUUAAUACACAUUGAAAUGAACAAACAGGCUGAUAAUGAAUACGUUUUACAAAAUAAGUGUACAUUAUGGAUGUCCAGUGGCCAAAUGUACUACUGGAUGGAAAUAUGAUGUGUUUUAUGGUGUCAGGUCCAUCUUUGUCAAUGUGUAAUAUUUCAUGUUGAUAUUUUUACAUUUUCAAGAAUUAAUCAAUUCAUAAUUCAA
Salvelinus namaycush (lake trout) is the source of this 3013-nucleotide messenger RNA. RefSeq names its product dystrophin-related protein 2-like. Gene Ontology annotation, biological process: synaptic signaling. Lineage: Eukaryota; Metazoa; Chordata; Actinopteri; Salmoniformes; Salmonidae. Gene Ontology annotation, cellular component: plasma membrane. The transcript is spliced from 21 exons. Gene Ontology annotation, molecular function: zinc ion binding; protein binding. The record is from RefSeq and is a predicted model, not a curated record. Bases 12 to 2684 code for a protein of 890 amino acids.